This is a messenger RNA of Anthostomella pinea, 1452 nucleotides long. Lineage: Eukaryota; Fungi; Ascomycota; Sordariomycetes; Xylariales; Xylariaceae. The record is from the annotation of a GenBank genome assembly.
AUGACGUACGAAUCGGAUAUUGAGAAAGGGGCCAUGAAACCUAUGGCGGCCCCGUCGACCCUACGAGGGUCAUCUACAGGGACAAGAACACCAACAACACGAGCAGGCUCUUGCAGGAGCUCGGUGGAUAAGGUCGAGGAAGGGGUUCAACCAACUCCAGAGCAGGCUGUGCUUCCAGAGCAACUCGGAUCGGAAUUGUCUCGCAAGCUUCGCCACAAGUACGCGAGUUCGUACCGAAAAACCUUUGGCGUGAUCUUCACCGCGAACCUCUCUGUCUUCCUUGCGUUCAUGAUCCAGUCGAGAGGAAGCCCGAACUCGCGAGACGUGGGUAGUGCCGCGUCCGCGAAUCUCAUGGUCUGCAUUCUGUUCCGGCAAGAGGAGUUCGUCAACUUAGUCUACGAGAUAUUCGUCCGCGUUCCUCACUCAUGGCCUAUCUACAUUCGAAAGCGACUCGCAAAGGUCUUCCACUACGGAGGCUGCCACUCUGGUGCAGGGACAGCCGCUGUCGUCUGGUACCUGCUCUAUACCAUCUUGGCCACCAAGGAGUGGAUCCAGGACACUCAACGAGAUCAGCUAAUCAACAUGACGACCAGCUGGAUCUUGCCUGCGGAGAAAUACCACGAUCACUUCGAGGCCUUCCACCGAUUCGCUGGCUGGACUGCUCUGAUCACCUUCUGGGUCCACAACAUCGUCUCUGCCAACGUCACAGCGCGACAAUGGCAGACCAGCCUCGGUCAUGUCCUGCUGAUAUCCCCGAACUUCUGGUUUAUCUGCAUCUCCACCUCGUGCACCAUCGCCUCCUGGUCUCGUCUCCGUCGCCGCGAGGUGUACCCAGAGAAGCUCAGCGACCACGCCACUCGUCUGCACCUCAAGUACCGAGGAAUGCAGCCCUUCUACGGGGUCAAGAUCAGCGACAAGCCCCUGACCGAGUGGCACGCCUUUGCCACGAUCCCUGACGUCGACCCCGAGUCUGGCAAGAUCACCGGCUUCAGCAUCGUCGUGUCUAACGCCGGAGACUUCACCAAGGAGCAGAUCAUGAAGCCGAGCGAGCGCAAAAUAUGGGUUCGCGGGGCUCCCCUGCACGGGCUUCUCUACACCUCCAGACUAUUCAAGAGGAUCGUGGUGGUUGCGACAGGGUCCGGUAUUGGCCCCUGUCUCUCGCUCCUGUUCGCCGAUGUCACGCCGCGGCGUGUGCUCUGGAGCUCGCGAAAGCCCGAGACCACUUACGGACCGCAGGUCGUGAGCCAAGUCAAGAGGGCAGACCCCAAUGCGGUCAUCUGGGACACCACGGCCAAGGGAUACCCUGAUAUCGUGCGCGAGACGUAUCAGCUCGUGCACGAAUCUGACGCCGAAGCCGUCUUCAUCAUUUCCAACCCCAAGGUCACGGAGAAGGUGGUCUUCGGCUUGCAGACACGCGGCAUCCCUGCCUAUGGAGCCAUCUUUGAUUCUUAA